AUGAAAUUACUCAUUGCUUUCUCUCCUUUGAUUGUUCCCAUUGUAUUCCAGGAACAAAUUUCUUGUGUAUAUUUAACUAAAUCUGCUUCUUCUGGCUACUAUCAAGAUGCGGAUUUUGUAAUUGGAGGACUCUUUUCCCUUAGAGAGACUGCUGGAGAUAUUGAACAUAGAUUGGACUUUAAAUAUACAGUUGAUCCACUGGAUGUUGUUUAUGCGGAUCUCACUAAACAUUACCAGCACAUUUUGGCAAUGGUUUUUGCUAUAGAAAAGAUCAAUAAGGACCCAAAUAUUCUAUUCAACAUGUCCCUGGGAUUCUAUCUCUUCAAUGUUGACUUUAUUGAGAUGAAGGCCGUGGAAAGUUCUAUGGCUUUGCUCUCAGGAGAGAGCCCCCCAAUUCCUAACUACAGCUGCCGGCCUGAGAAGACUGACAAGCUGGUUGCUGUGAUAGGAGGCAUUUCAACAGGAAUAUCAACUCAGAUCUCCCGAGUUCUAAGUCUCUACAACGUCCCGCAGAUCAGCUAUGCUCCUUUUGACCAGAGUCUUGGGACCAGAGUCCAGCUCCAGUCUCCUUACCAGUUUCCUGUUCACACCACAGCUCUGUAUCAGGGAAUUAUUCAACUGCUGCUAUACUUCACUUGGGUCUGGGUUGGCCUGGUGGUCCCAGAUGAUAUGAGGGGAGAACUCUUCCUUAGGGAUAUAACAGAGAAGAUGACAAACCAUGGACUUUGUGUUGCACUUGCAGAAAAGAUUCCAGAAUUUUCUGCUACAGAUACAGUAAACCCGAGCCAUUUUAUGGAAAAAGUCACAAUGACACGUGUUAUUGUUGCAUUUGGUGACACUCAUGAUUUUAUGAUAAUUGUCUAUCUCAUCAUUUUCUAUGCUCCUUUUGGUAAUGUCUGGAUCACAACUUCUGAUUGGGAUAUUACCAUAUUACCCAUUGAACAAAAUCUCAUUUAUACAUACUUUGGUGGAGGAUUAUCAUUUUCAUUUCACAUGGAUGAAAUUCUGGGAUUCAAGGAUUUUCUCAGAAGUGUUCAACCUAGAAAAUACCCUCAUGAUAUCUUUAUCCAGGAUGUGUGGUCGAUCUUAUUUGAAUGUCCAUAUUUUGAUCAGCACGGAAACAGGGAACUAAGUCAAUGUGAGCCAAAUGGCAGCCUGAGCACACGACCUCUGCAUCUUUGGGAUAUGAAAACCUCACCCUCCAGCUACAAAGUCCAUGCUGCUGUGUAUGCCAUUGCUCAGGCAGUCCAUGAGGAGCUGUCACUCAGAGUAGAAGUACACUCAUUCGAUAAAAGUGUUCUCUGGGCUCCUCUCCCAUGGAAGCUCCAUCCAUUCUUACAAAGGGGCCAACUUGGGAGAAGCUCCAAUGAGGGUAAUGUUGCAAAUAAGCAAGUUUCAGCAACCAAGCUUGACAUCUUUAAUUACCAGUCUCUGCAGGGUGGUACCAAAGCUCAAGUGAAAGUUGGCGAGUUUGUCUUUGAAUCUCACAGUGUUCAGCAUUUUUCCCUAAAUGAAGAACUCAUAACGUGGGGUGAACACCACAAUCAGACUCCUUUUUCUGUUUGUAGUCAAAGUUGUCCACUUGGAUUUAGGAAAACACCUGUUGAAGGGAAACCAUUCUGUUGUUUUGAUUGUAUCCUGUGUCCAGAUGGAGAGAUCGCAAAUAAAACAGGUAUUUAUAAAAUGAUUCUGAAUGUGGAGAUUUCUAGAAAUGUUCUGAAUUUGGAAAUUUAUAGAAAUAGUUCUGAAUGUUAA
Molecule: messenger RNA, 1755 nt
Organism: Mastomys coucha (southern multimammate mouse)
Lineage: Eukaryota; Metazoa; Chordata; Mammalia; Rodentia; Muridae
Product: vomeronasal type-2 receptor 26-like
Exons: 5
Coding region: 1-1755 (584 amino acids)
Biological process (GO): G protein-coupled receptor signaling pathway
Cellular component (GO): membrane
Molecular function (GO): G protein-coupled receptor activity
Source: RefSeq, a predicted model, not a curated record